AUGAGAGAAAAUCAGUUUUAAUUCGUUUAAUAGCCUGAUUGAUAUAAUUUUUAUAAAAAAUCCAUUAUUGAUACAUUCUCAUUCUAUUUUAUAUGUAUUAACAUUUUAUAUAUGCAUUUUAGUUUUAAUAAAUUAAUUUUAGAUGGGAAAUUAAUCAACAUGAGAAAUCAGGAAAAAAAAUUGAAUAAUUUAAAGAAGAUUCUGAAAAAAAAGAAAUUGAUUGGAUAAUUCAUAAUUAAAAUGAAGUUUUUGAAUAAAUGUUAAUUUUUAUAAAGACACUUCUCAUUACAAAAAACUUCAAUUACAUUUUAUUGAUUCUAAGAUAGAAGAUAUAACUCCACUUAAAGAUGCCAUAUAAGAAAGUGAAAUCUUUGAAAUACCUGAAAUUCAAGCAUCGUAUGAUCUUAUUCAUAGAAUUUUAGAAAUACAAAAAUUUAUAAUGCAAACAUUAUACCAUCUCGCAUUACAACAUUAAUAUGAUUUCAUUCAGAUUUAUCAAACACUUACAUUACAGAUGUAUUAAAUGUAAUUCAAAUUUUAAAUUAAAAUAUUAAAUUUCAAUCAAUCCAUCUAAAUUUUAAUCACACUCAUAUAAGAUCAAUCAAAUUAUUCGAUGUUCAUUUAUUUACUUAACUCAAAAUCUUAACAUUAUUUGCAGUGUAUUUCAUAAUAUAUUGAUUUUAGACACACAUAACUAUAAAGUAUUGAACAAUUCAUACUCAAUUAAUCCAGAUUAUAUAAUUUAGAAGAAAUACAUUUAGAUUUCUCAGGAAUACAAAUAUUCUAUUCAGCACACUUGGUUUUGGAAUUAGAAAAUUAAAUAAAUUACUCUAAUUAACCAUUAAAUUAGAUGAUAUAAAAUAAGAAAAUAUUUUUGAGUUAUUGUAAGGUAUCAUUAUUUGUACUAAUCUUUGUCGAUUGACUCUUACUUUUAACAGGACUAAUCUAAAUAAUAUAGAUUAAUUUGGUGAUCAUUUAAAACAACUUUAAAAUAUCGAAUAUCUUAAUAUUCAAUUUUAAAAUACAAAAGUAAAUCAAGCUGAUAAUUUAUAAUAAGAAAAGUCACGUCUAUAAUAUAUCGUAUUUUUAUAUUUUAUAAAUUUCAGCAAAACUUCAAUGUAGAGAAUUAUUGA
Messenger RNA from Paramecium sonneborni, 1133 nucleotides. The record is from the annotation of a GenBank genome assembly. NCBI's taxonomy places the organism in Eukaryota, Ciliophora, Oligohymenophorea, Peniculida, Parameciidae.